Cygnus atratus (black swan) is the source of this 2005-nucleotide messenger RNA. RefSeq names its product phosphatidylinositol glycan anchor biosynthesis class M (gene PIGM). Bases 96 to 1367 code for a protein of 423 amino acids. Gene Ontology annotation, biological process: GPI anchor biosynthetic process. Lineage: Eukaryota; Metazoa; Chordata; Aves; Anseriformes; Anatidae. Gene Ontology annotation, molecular function: GPI mannosyltransferase activity; alpha-1,4-mannosyltransferase activity. The transcript has a single exon. Gene Ontology annotation, cellular component: glycosylphosphatidylinositol-mannosyltransferase I complex; membrane. The record is from RefSeq and is a predicted model, not a curated record.
CGCACGCGCGGCCGCCCAACGGCCGCCAGGCAACGGUCGGCGCCGCCUCCCGUAGCCGCGCAUCGGCGGAAACUCCGCGGCCCCGGAGCGCCGCCAUGGCGGAGGGACGGCAGGGGCCGGGGCUGGGGACGGCGCUGUCCGCGGCGCUGCUGUGGCGGCUGGGCCUGGUGCUGUACGGCCUGCACCAGGACGGCGCCAUGCGGCUGCGCUACACCGACGUCGACUACCGGGUGUUCACGGACGCGGCGCGGCUGGUGACCCAGGGGCGGUCGCCCUACGGGCGGGCCACCUACCGCUACACGCCGCUGCUGGCCUGGCUGCUGACGCCCAACGUGUACCUCGCCGAGGUGUUCGGGAAGCUGCUCUUCGUGGCCGGAGACCUGGCAGCCGCCGGCGUGGCCUACCGGGCGCUGCGGGGCCGGGGGGUGCCCGCCGGGCAGGCCUGCGGGUGCUGCGCCGCCGCCUGGCUCUUCAACCCGCUGCCCAUGGCCGUGUCCAGCCGCGGCAACGCGGAGGCCCUGGUGGCGCUCCUGGUGCUGGCCACCCUGCACCUGCUGCAGGAGGGCAGCGUGGGGAGGGCCGCCGCGUGCUACGGGCUGGCCGUGCACCUCAAGAUAUACCCACUGACAUACGCGCUGCCCAUCGCGCUGCACCUGCUGGGCAAGCGGUGCAGCGGGGAACGGGCAGCGGGUGCGGGGUGUGACAAACUAGCAAAAUUUAGGACCAUGGGGUGCCUCCAGCAGCUGGUGGUAAAGAUGCUGAACCGUGACGUGCUGCUUUUUGGAACGGUCACUGGAGCUGUGCUGGCCGCCUUGACCGUUGCCUUUUAUCACCUGUAUGGCUGGGAGUUUUUGGAGCAUGCCUACCUGUACCACCUGACCAGGAGGGAUAUCCGUCACAACUUCUCUCCCUAUUUCUACAUGUUGUACUUAACUGCAGAGAGCAAGUGGAGUUUUGCCCUUGGGCUCGCAGCUUUCCUGCCCCAGCUGCUCCUGCUCCUGGUUGUGUCCUUAGCGUUUUACAGAGACCUUGCUUUCUGUUGUUUCCUACACACUGCCAUUUUUGUCAGUUUUAACAAAGUAUGCACAUCCCAGUAUUUUGUCUGGUAUCUCUGCCUUUUGCCCCUUAUACUACCUAAUAUUAAGAUGUCAUGGCAUCGCAGUGUGCUGCUGCUCUUUCUGUGGUUUGUUGGACAAGGCCUGUGGCUUGCUCCUGCAUACUUUCUGGAGUUUAGAGGUUAUAACACUUUUUUACUUAUAUGGUUGGCUGGCUUGCUUUUCCUUUUUAUUAAUAGCUUCAUACUCGUUCAAAUUAUUUCACAUUAUCAGAAAGAAACACAAGUUGCCAAAAAACUCAAACAGCGGUAGUAAAUAGGCCAGAAUACAGAAACAGCAGGGCUGCCAGUAACAAGGCUUUUCAGACCACCAGCACUUUGUUAAACAAAUAUGGGUACAUUGUACUAAUGUGUGUUGUUUGUAAGCAGUACUUCGUCAAGGCUCUGAGGGCACCAAUAGUUGUCCAGAGCUACCUCCGUCUUGUCUGGAGCGGUGUCUGCAAGGGUACUUGUGCUGCAUGGACCUUGAAACUGUUCUGUAGGCUUGUCUCCGGCUAUGUCUCCUGCUGCUGCUCCUGACUGGACUUGCUGGAAGGACCCUGGACCUGGUUCAUCACUUGCCACAUCUGGGGCUGUGGAUGGACUCUGUUGCCUGCACCAUCUCCACCUGCUGUUUGCAGACACAGUGGGGCUGUACCCCAGUCAGUGAGGGAGUGGCUGUUCUGGAGCACCCUCAGCUCCUGGCUCGUACCUUCCCAUGGAGUUUUUCUACUUAGUUUGCUCUGUCCUUGUAGAGGCCUGUGGCCUUUGGCUAGCAGAACACAGAAAAUGAUAAAAGGAUGUUGAGAGUUCAGCAGUCUUGUACAUUCCAGUAAGUGGGUGGUGGUUUCUUGGUUUUCUUUUGUUUUUCUUUUGCAAGGGUGAAUCUAUUUGAAUAAAGAAAUCACUUAA